GGCACCGUGCGCGCGGGGCCGGGCGGGCGGGCGCAGACAUUCAACUCGGACGCGGCGCCAUGCGCGGGCCGCUUGCCUGGCCGCUGCGCCUGCUCGUGAGGCGGGGCCCGCUCACCUUCGCGUGGACCCCGGCCGCCCGCGCCCCCGUGUCCCGGCCGCUGCCGACCGGCCUGGGGCCACCGCGGCUUUGGUGCGCCGGGCCCGGCCCCCUGGGGGAUGCGGGAGCCGCGCGCAGCCUGCGCUGCUGGGCGAGCAGCUGCCCGGGCGGGGGUCCCGGCGGCGGAGCGGGUCUGGCGCGGCUUCUGCAGCUGCGGGCGCGGCCCCCCGGGACCCCCCGCCUCCCGCGCGCCCUGCUCUCCGGCGGCCCAGCCGGCGGCGCCCGCGCGGGGGGCGAGGCCUGGCGGCGCGGACAGACGGUGCCUGCGGCCGCGGCGGCUCCGAGGGACGACUCGCGGCUGCGCCCCGCGGCGGCCGGGCGCUCGGAGGCCCAGAAGCUGCUGGGGCUGGCGUACCCCGAGCGCCGGAGACUAGCAGCCGCGGUCGGCUUCCUGGCCGUGUCCAGCGUCAUCACCAUGUCGGCGCCCUUCUUCCUGGGGAAGAUCAUCGACGUCAUUUACACCAACCCCACCGGGGACUACAGCAGCAGCCUCACCCGCCUCUGCCUGACGCUCAGCGGCGUGUUCCUGUGCGGAGCGGCGGCCAACGCUGUCCGUGUCUACCUCAUGCAAACCUCAGGGCAGCGCAUCGUGAACCGGCUGCGAGCCUCCCUGUUCUCCUCCGUCCUGAGGCAGGAGGUGGCUUUCUUCGACAAGACCCGCACAGGCGAGCUGGUCAACCGCCUGUCCUCGGACACCGCGCUCCUGGGCCGCUCGGUGACGGAAAACCUCUCGGACGGGCUCAGGGCCGGGGCCCAGGCCUCCGUCGGGAUCGGCAUGAUGUUUUUUGUCUCGCCUCAUCUGGCCACCUUUGUUUUGAGUGUGGUGCCUCCAAUAUCCAUCCUCGCCGUGAUUUAUGGACGCUACCUGCGGAAACUGACCAAACUCACUCAGGACUCCCUGGCACAAGCCACUCAGCUAGCCGAGGAACGCAUUGGAAAUAUCAGAACGGUCCGCGCUUUCGGGAAAGAAAUGACUGAAAUCGAGAAAUACACCAGCAAAGUGGACUUUGUGAUGCAGCUAGCGAGGAAGGAGGCGAUUGCUCGGGCCGGCUUCUUCGGAGCAACCGGGCUCUCCGGGAACCUGAUCGUGCUCUCCGUGCUGUACAAAGGCGGGCUGCUCAUGGGCGGCGCCCACAUGACCGUGGGGGAGCUCUCCUCCUUCCUCAUGUACGCUUUCUGGGUUGGACUGAGCAUCGGAGGUCUGAGCUCGUUCUACUCGGAGCUGAUGAAAGGACUGGGCGCCGGGGGCCGCCUCUGGGAGCUCCUGGAGAGGAAGCCGGAGCUGCCUUUCAAUGAGGGGCUGACCUUGAACGAGAAGAGCUUCCAGGGUGCUCUGGAGUUCAGGAACGUGCACUUCACCUACCCGGCUCGCCCAGAGGUGCCCAUCUUCCAGGACUUCAGCCUCUCCAUCCCCUCGGGGUCCGUCACGGCGCUGGUCGGCCCCAGUGGUUCUGGCAAAUCCACGGUGGUCUCCCUCCUGCUGCGGCUGUACGACCCCCUUUCAGGGACCAUCAGUCUGGACGGUCGUGACAUCCGCCAGCUGAACCCCGUCUGGCUGAGAUCCAAGAUCGGGACAGUCAGUCAGGAACCCAUUUUGUUUUCCUGCUCAAUCGCUGAGAACAUUGCUUACGGGGCAGAGGACCCUUCUGCGGUGACGGCCGAGCAGGUGGAGAAGGUGGCGGAAGUCGCCAACGCAACGGCCUUCAUCCGCAGCUUCCCGCAGGGGUUCAGCACCGUGGUCGGAGAGAAGGGCGUCCUCCUCUCAGGUGGGCAGAAGCAGCGGAUCGCCAUCGCCCGGGCACUGCUGAAGAAUCCCAAAAUCCUUCUCCUGGAUGAAGCAACCAGCGCAUUGGAUGCUGAGAACGAGCACCUGGUGCAGGAAGCUCUAGACCGGCUCAUGGAAGGAAGGACGGUGCUGAUCAUUGCCCAUCGUCUGUCCACCAUCAAGAACGCUCACAUGGUGGCUGUUCUCGACCGAGGGAAGAUCACCGAAUGUGGGAAGCAUGAAGAGCUGCUUGCCAAACCGGACGGGACAUACAGGAAACUAAUGAACAAACAAAGCUUCGUUUCGGCGUAAAGAAGCAAUUGCUGGCAAAGUGAAUACGAGAGACUUUUAAGACAUAACAGCACUGCAGGGGGUAUUUUCUUAGAGAUGGUAUGGAAUCUGUAAAUCGUCCUUCGAGUUCUUUGAAAUAUGCCUAUUUUUCCCAAAGUAUAUAAACUAUUGUUUGGAGAUGAACCUGUUCUCAAGACUUUUACAGUCAGAGUUUUAAUAAUUAUAACUUUCUAAAUGUCUAUAGCACUGAAGUUAUUUUCAGGUUUUGUACUUUAUUUUAUCUUGGAAUAUUUUCAUACAGCAUGGCACCUCAUUUUAUUUUUACCUGCUGUUCGAGAUGGAAGCUAUUGUCAAAUGACAACUUUAAAAGGGAAUUAUAAAUUAAAAAGCCUAGUUAUUUUAGGCCAGUUUGCCAAUCACUGUGUAAUUCUCGUGGUAGCGUUCUGCCCUCUUGGGUCGAAUGGUACCGGGUUGUGUCAUGGAAGAUGAAAACCUCGCCGUUUAUUUUAUCCUCAUGCUCAUGGAGUGCACCUGGGUGUCAUACACACAGAGCUGUGUGUGUGUAUGACACACACACACACACACACACACACACACACUAGCAACAGAGCUAGUGACUGUCUCCUGGCGAGAAGGGGGCGUUUACAAUCUCCCUCCCCUGCAUCUUCAGAGUGUUUGAGAGCUCAGGCGGCCGUGUCCCUCUGGGCCGAGGCUGUGUGUGGGUGUGUGUGGUGUUUAACAUUUUGGGCCCAGGAGAGCCUGAUGGGUUUGAAAAGGGGGAGAAGCAACCCCAUCUUGGCCUAGGAAAACUUCCAUUUGCAUUGCUCACAUAUUUCUUUCCGUGAGCCCCAGGGAAAGAGGCGUGGACUGCCAGGCGUCAUCAAGAAAUGUAAAGAUGAAUUUUACAUGAUGUUGUCUAAGGCAUGUUCUGAAAAUUUAUUUUAAACACGUAUAAGCCCUAACCCAAAUGUUACGGCCUGUUCUCAGUUAUUUAAAUACAUUUGAAAUGUCAUCGAAUGAGGCUAAAAUCUGAAUAAUGUAGCUAUAAUUUUCAACCUUAAAACAUUUGAAGAAAGUUUAGACAUUCUUGCUAUUCUACAGAAUACCAAGAAACCUUAAGAACUUGUCAGUCUUCUGAAAAGAGGACGUUAAUAACUCUUUUUCUUCUACUUAUGACUAUAGCUUCAUUCACCUGAACACCUCAGAAUUCCUAAAGCAGUGCUGACAGCCACCAGAUUUGCCAAAUUUCCUGUCAGUGCUGAUCAUUUGCUCUUGCCUCAAGAAAAAGUACUUUUUUUCUGCAUUGGUGACAGCAGACCUAAGAAGUAACUACGUUGAGAUAAGUAAGAUGGAAGUUUCCUCCUGUACUAAGCAAUCCUUAGCUCCCUGGUUAGACUGGAAGAAGAAUCCACAAUUCCAUGAUAAGCAUGGAGACAUAUAUUUCCUUCUACAUCAGGGAAUUCAUUCAUGAAUACGUGAACUGUGUGUUUGGAUUGGUGAGCAGUACAUCUGUCACCAUCAUUUGGACAGACUUCACUUGUCCUGGCUCAGUGCGCUGUGACAGUGUGGUUGAGCAGCUACAGAGCUGGGCGCAAGGGAAGUCUGCCAUAGAAGGACUCACAAAACUGAACUUGAUCAUUAUGUGUCGUUUAUCUAACACAAGAUGUUCAGCGUGUGUUUAGGUAACAUUUAUAUCAUGGAUUAAAAUUUAUAGUGAACUUUA
Messenger RNA from Eptesicus fuscus (big brown bat), 3936 nucleotides. RefSeq names its product ATP binding cassette subfamily B member 10 (gene ABCB10). The transcript has 13 exons. NCBI's taxonomy places the organism in Eukaryota, Metazoa, Chordata, Mammalia, Chiroptera, Vespertilionidae. Gene Ontology annotation, cellular component: membrane. Bases 60 to 2234 code for a protein of 724 amino acids. The record is from RefSeq and is a predicted model, not a curated record. Gene Ontology annotation, biological process: transmembrane transport. Gene Ontology annotation, molecular function: ATP hydrolysis activity; ATP binding; ABC-type oligopeptide transporter activity.